Lepus europaeus (European hare) is the source of this 697-nucleotide messenger RNA. RefSeq names its product ISG15 ubiquitin like modifier (gene ISG15). The transcript is spliced from 3 exons. Gene Ontology annotation, molecular function: ubiquitin protein ligase binding; protein tag activity. Bases 107 to 601 code for a protein of 164 amino acids. The record is from RefSeq and is a predicted model, not a curated record. Gene Ontology annotation, biological process: ISG15-protein conjugation; modification-dependent protein catabolic process. Gene Ontology annotation, cellular component: nucleus; cytoplasm. NCBI's taxonomy places the organism in Eukaryota, Metazoa, Chordata, Mammalia, Lagomorpha, Leporidae.
GCAGCCGAGGCCCAUAAAUGGCGGGGGAGGCUGGCCGGGAACGCACUGGAGGCUGAGGGGUAACGGCCUUGCCCCGGACUGAGCAGCACCAGAAGCAGCCACGGCCAUGGGGAAGGACCUGAAGGUGAAGAUGCUGGGCAGCAAGGAGAUCUCAGUGCCCCUGAGCGAGUCCAUGACGGUGUCGGAGCUGAAGCGGCGGAUCACCCAGGAGACUGGAGUGCCGGCCUUCCAGCAGCGCCUUGCUGUGCACCCCGGGGGGGCGGCGCUGCUGGAGGGUGUCCGCCUCGUCGACCAGGGCCUGGGGCCGGGAAGCACGGUGGUGCUGCUGGUGCAGAAGUGUGACAGCCUGCUGAGCAUCCUGGUGCGGAACGACAAGGGCCGCAGCAGCGCCUACGAGGUGCUGCUCACCCAGACGGUGGCCCAGCUCAAGCUGCAGGUGUCCCAGCGGGAGGGCCUGCAGCCGGACCUGUUCUGGCUGAGCUUCGAGGACAGGCACAUGGAGGACCAGCACCUGCUGGGGGAGUACGGCCUCCAGCCGCAGUGCACUGUGUACCUGAACCUCCGCCUGCGGGGCGGAGCUGCCGGGACCCAGCCCUGCUAAUAAACGGUUCGGGUCUGGCGGUACCUGAAGGGCAGAGACGUGGUGGCCCAGGAGAGCCUGCUGGACGGUGGCAACAAGGUGGUGAUCGGCGGCUUC